Xenia sp. Carnegie-2017 is the source of this 1623-nucleotide messenger RNA. Its product is annotated as sperm flagellar protein 1-like. The coding region runs from base 256 to 1272 and encodes 338 amino acids. Gene Ontology annotation, molecular function: microtubule binding. The transcript has 8 exons. Lineage: Eukaryota; Metazoa; Cnidaria; Anthozoa; Malacalcyonacea; Xeniidae. The record is from RefSeq and is a predicted model, not a curated record. Gene Ontology annotation, biological process: regulation of cytoskeleton organization. Gene Ontology annotation, cellular component: axoneme.
GACUUGUAAAUGUUAAGCGUCCCUUUGAAAUAAAUGAAAGAGUAUGUGGCUAAUUUUAAACAUUUAAGACAAGUCGAAUAUACUUCCCAAUUGUCAAAAGCAAAAACACAAAGGAUAGUUGCUAUGGCAAUCAUAUGGCAACAUAUUUAACAACAUGGCGAUCAAUUAAAGAAACUCGAAUUUCGUUAUCUUGCUGAUGGGUUUUAGAUUGAAUGCCUUGUUUUUUACAUCGAUGGACCACUUUCAGUAGAGUUUAUGAUGGAAAAUGGCGACUAUUUAAGUAAUAUGAAUGAACUAGACGACGAAACGUUACAAGUUUUGUACACAUGGAUAGACGAGAUACCGCUGUCAAGACCAAAACGAAAUAUUGCACGAGAUUUUAGCGAUGGAGUGUUGGUAGCCGAGAUGGUUCAUCACUUCAUACCAAAGAUUGUAGAAAUCCACAACUAUUCUCCAGCAAAUUCAGUCACACAAAAAAAAGAAAACUGGAACACAUUACAAAGAAAAGUCUUGAGUCGUUUGGAUUGUAAGGUUUCAGAAGGCCUUGUUGACAGUAUAUGUAAAUCUCAAUCAGGUGCAAUUGAGAUGUUCCUGAUAAAUCUGAGAGACAAGAUUGACAAAUAUGAUGGAAGAAGAAAAGCUGCUGCCUUGCGAAAACAACAUCAAGUCUAUGAUGAAUUAUCAACUGGAAUAGUAUCUGACACAUACUCUUAUGUGUCAAUUGAAGGUGAAAGAGAGUUUACACAAGAAAGUGGCUAUAAUUCAUUUUAUCAUCCAGGAAUGGCAAAUGUCUCUUCUUACAAGAUGGGACCAUAUGACCAGUCACAAGAAGAGCUCAGUCACAACAGCUUGAAAGCAAAUCCAAGAUUAGAACCUUAUGUAGAACAAAAAUUCUCAAUUACCAAACAAACACCUCACACAGGACAUAAACAAGUUCAUGUAAAGUCUUCAAAUAAAGGUGCUGAAUUGCCACAAAACAUUCGCUUGUUACUUGAGGAAAAAGAACAAACCUUACUAUCAUCACAAGAAACUGUACAGAUUCUUCAAGUUAAAGUAAGAAGACUUGAACAUCUUUUGCAUCUCAAGGAUAUCCGUAUAGAGGAUUUAACAAGAAGGCUUCAACAAGCCACUCAACCUCCACCUAAACAUCUUCCUCCUCAACAAAAUCAUCCUGCACCACCAAUAUCAGGUGCUGCCGGCCAACCCUUACCCAGAAUGCACUUUACACCACCACUUCCACCAGUAAAGAGCCCACCAAAAUAUGGAUCAUGACAGCAAACAAUGCAAGAGAAUGUUAGAAGCUAGUCACAUGAUUGUAAAAUAUGACAUGUAGAGUAUGCUUCAAUUGAUUUUGUGAAAAUCAAUUCAGUCACUUUGAUAUGAUACACUUUUUUAAAGUUUCAUUUCACUUUCUUUCCAUACAAGUAAUGGAAAUAGUGUUCUUCAUGUCUCAUCAAAUAUUCACUGAAAUCCAAAUUUCAAUUCAAACUUUGCAUUGUGCAUGAAUAAUCUUGGAAAGCUUUGUCGGCAAAAUCUGUUCCAAAAAUUUAGGAUUUUGUCUUUUAUUUUUGUUAAAAUUGAGAAUGGCAGUUAUUAUUUACCAUAAUAAAUUAUAAAAUAGCA